GUAUGGUCUUAGCAAUGACUCUUAAUGGAGGCAUUGGAUAUUAGAACAGAUUACCUUGGAAAUUAAAGGAAGAUCUAUAGAGAUUCAAGAAAAUUACAACUGGCGGGAUUGUGAUAAUGGGAAGAAAGACAUUUGAAUCAAUGAACUGUAAACCUCUACCUAAUAGAGUGAAUGUAGUUAUUUCAAAAAAUAUGAAAUCUUCAAAUGAUUUUUAAGUGUUUCCUAGAAUAGAUGAUGCAUUACAAUUUUAUAAUACAUCUAAUCAAAAAUUGUAUUUAAUUGGAGGAAAGAGAAUCUUUGAAGAAGGUUUAGCAACUGAUAAAUGUUCAGAUGUUCAUUUAACUAGAAUAGGAGUUGAAACUAAAUGUGAUGUUUAUUUGAACAAAAAUAUGUUUUCUACAUUUUAAGUAAAUAAAACUAGUUAGACAAAAAGUGAAAAUGGUAUAAAUUAUGAUUAUUAACAUUUAAUUAAUAAGAAUUCUUAAGAAUAAUCAUAUAUAAAUGAAGAACAUUAAGAAAAUCAAUAUUUAGAUAUGAUUAGAAAAAUAAUGAAGGAAGGAGUAUAUAAAGAUGAUAGAACUGGAGUAGGAACUAUAUCUAUUUUUGGUUAAACAAUGAGAUUUAAUUUAGCUGAAUCAUUUCCUUUAUUAACAACAAAAAAAGUAUUCUUUCGUGGAGUUGUAGAGGAAUUAUUAUGGUUUUUAAGAGGGAAUACUAAUGGGAAAUUAUUAUUAGAUAAAGGAGUUAAGAUAUGGGAAGGAAAUGGUACUAGAGAAUAUUUGGAUAGUAUUGGUUUAUAAAAUAGAUAGGAACAUGAUUUAGGACCAGUUUAUGGAUUUUAAUGGAGACAUUUUGGAGCUAAAUAUAAAGAUUGUUAAAGUGAUUAUACUAAUUAAGGUGUGGAUUAAGUGAAGGAAAUCAUUGAAUAAUUAAAAAAUAAUCCAGAUAGUAGAAGGAUAAUAUUAUCAGCUUGGAAUCCAAUGGAUAUAAAAUAAAUGGCAUUACCACCAUGUCAUGUAAUGUCAUAAUUCUUUGUUUCAAAUGGAAAAUUGAAUUGUAUGAUGUAUUAGAGAUCAUGUGAUUUUGGUUUAGGAAUACCAUUUAAUAUAGCUAGUUAUGCAUUACUUACAUAUAUGUUGGCAAAGGAAUGUAAUUUAAAUAUGGGAGAAUUUGUUCAUGUUUUGGGAGAUACACAUAUUUAUAGUAAUCAUGUAGAUGCUUUAAAGAAAUAAAUUGAAAGGGUUCCAUAUCCUUUUCCAAUUUUAAAAAUAAAAAGUAAUAAGAGUUUGUUUGAUUAUACAUAUGAAGAUUUUGAAUUAAUAGGAUAUAAUGCUCAUGAUAAAAUAGAAAUGAAAAUGGCUGUUUGA
Messenger RNA from Paramecium pentaurelia, 1367 nucleotides. NCBI's taxonomy places the organism in Eukaryota, Ciliophora, Oligohymenophorea, Peniculida, Parameciidae. The record is from the annotation of a GenBank genome assembly.